AUGAAGUUAGUUUCCUCUCUUUUAAACAAUCCAGCAAAACUUACAUAACAGAGUAGAAAAAGAAGUAAAAAAAAAAAUUAAAAUUUGCGAUUGGCGUGCAAAAUUUCUUUUUGAAUGUGUACGAUAGAGCGCAAAUGGUGUUUAUUCGGUAAAAUAAAGUUUAUUUUUAUUUUUCUAUUUUCUGUUUUCAAAAUGCCGACAAUUUAAGGUUUUUCUGCCAAAUUAGGCGAAAAAAAAAUAAAUUUUCGAAUAAACUAACCAAAAAUAUAACCUUAUUUUUAUUCGCUCAAAAAUUCCUCUUUCUUUUUUUCAGCAAACUUUCAAACUUGUUUUUUUUUCGUUUUGUGAUCCUUGUUGAAAGUUUAUGAUCACUUAGCAAAAUUCAAGAAAUGUUAGAAAAGAAACCAAUAAUUUGAGUUUUUAUGAGUGAAAGUCUGAAAAAUUUCUUGUUCAAUUUCGAGAAAUUAUCUGAAAGUGCAGUUUCAGGUCGUCGGUUCGUAUGUUCUACGAUGAGACGAAUUUUGCUGACCGCAAACCGGUACGUUUUCGUUUCUCUUUAUUUUUCUUGCCUUCUUUAUUUUUGCAAAUUUUCAAGCUUCCGAUACAGAUUUAUUGCACUGUAAGGUUGUUAAAAGAAGGUUGUUUGGCGGAAAAUGCGGAUGUUACUUGUCGGGCCAAGAUAAAUGGAGGCCUCAUUCACAUUUGUUGUAAAACAUUGCGUCGGCUGUCCUCGCAAAGGCCAAUGAUUUCUUCAGAGUCUGGGGGAAGAAGUUGGAAAUCUGGUGGAAAAUAUUAAUUUGAAGCUGCUGCGAGUCAACGAAUUUGAAUAAUUUUGAAAAUUUGCAUUAAUUUGAGGGUCCGCAGGCAAUUAGGCUAAGGUCUUCCUUAGGUCAAUCUCCAGACAAUCACGCUCUCUUCAAAGUUUCCUCAGGAAAAUCGUUCAGACAGAUUUUUCUGCCCUUUUUCUUUCAAAUUCAAGUCCAGGAAGUGGUUUUUUGAAUUAUAUGGAAAUUUUAUCUGACAGUUGAGUGAUGUAUUCUUAUCCAUGCCAAUUUAGCUUUGCAAACUUGAAUCAAAUUUUUCUAAAAACAACAAUUUUUCUUCAAAAAAAUUUUUAAAGAUCCAACUUUGAAACGAUGUUUCUUACAGUGAUUUCCUUUUCCGAAAAAAAUAUUGGUUUUUUUUUAUUUUGAUUAUUUAAUAGAGUAUUAGUAAAAAAAUGGAAGCUUAUAUGUACUAAACUUGAAGCAAACAUUUAUCCCUCUAUUUUAAAAUUUUUUUUUGAAAAUUCACAUUUUUAAACUUGAAAGUUGAGUUUCGAUUUCUCUGGAUCGACCUCUUCAAUACAUCAUUUUUUUCUUCAAAAAAACAGAAAUCCUGAGUUUCCAUAAUUUUUAUCCAUUUUUUUCAAUUAUAAUUCCGAUAAUUUUCCCAUGACUUGAUGGAAAACUAAAAUGGCAACGACUUAUUUUUCUCAAUUUUCCCAGCUUUCUUAACCGAAAAAUACGACUGAUUUGAACAGCCCGAGGCAAUUUUGCAACCCGUGUUUUGCGGGAAUUUCUGGACCCGACUGACGAAAAUGUAUAAACAAAGAAAAGCUGGCGGGAAAAGAAAAGAAAAACCUUUUUUCCUGCAAGAUCCACCUGAAAACUUUGUGUUUCCUUCCCAUCUUGCCUCCACUAAAAACAACGAGUUUUCUCAGUACAUCCCUCGUUUCACGAUAAUUUUAUUAAACUUUCCCUCUUCUUCCCUUGUUUUUUCCCGUUUCCCAUCAACUUGAAGCCGAAGAAAACCCUUUUGCGCCUUUUUGAAGUCCUCGAGAAAAGUGCAAAACUUUAAAGUUUAAACAAUUUUCCGAUAGAUUGACUCCGAAAAUGUUGCACUUUCCGAGGUUUCCGGCUUGCGUGUCACGUUUCAAACUUCUCACCUUCGCUUUUUGGGUGUCGCGUUUUCCAGUGGACGAAUAUUUUUUCAUAUUAACUCCUCACCCUUCUUACUGUUGUAAUGCAUUGAAUUGCAAGGUUAUUUUUUUCAAGUUCCCGAAGUUUGGCCUCUAUUUGGAAAGCUCUUGUUGCAUCUUUUUUUAUUUUGUUUACAAAAAGUUGUUUUAAAAUUUUUCCUGCAAGACUUGAAUGCUCGAGAAAUAUUGGCUGACUUAAGGAAAAAUUGAAAAUUAAUUUUCGCUUUCAAAUUCUCAUAGUGUAAAUCAGUGCACGCACCUUCAAAAAAAAAUUUUUUAAACAGAUUUUUGAAAAUAAUUUGCCCUUCUCUAUGAAGUUUCUCAUUCUGUAUUCAUUGGGUUCUUGAUAGUAUAAUAGUUCAUGUUCUAUUCAUGUUUUAAUUUUGGUCUCAAUUUGCGUUUAUCCCUUAUGAUUUAUUCAUGUAAUCAUCGAGUGCGCCCCAACGAACCAUAUGUCAACUUUAAAGUGAGAAACUAGACUAUCUCGAACCUCGGUAAGGCAAACUGGACGCGCUUUGGACGUUUUUAGCGCUCUAGUGAUCCCUUUAGUGACGUCAUUACGUUUAAGGGAUCCCUAGAACUGUUCGGAAACUCCCGAAGUUGCGUAACCGAAACAGUUUAUUCACCACUCAGUAGAGCCAAAUUUUCACACAGCCAGUAGAAAUUGACAAAAAUCGUCUUUCUGAGAAAGGUUUGAAGUUUUCAUUCCUGAAUUGAAUUUUUAAAAAAAUGGGCGAAUUUUAAUGAAUGGGGUUAGUUCCCAAAGACCAACUUUCCGUUGGAAAUGGUUCCUUUUUAUACUUUCCGUUGAAGUUUAGCAUUUUUUCAAUUUUAAUAGUUUAAUCAUAACUCAGGUUACAUAUAGGAUUUUUAAAGUUUCAGUUUGAAAACAUAAAAAAAAUUGCUUCAAUUAUUUUCCUAGACUUCUGAAGUGAAUUAUCAUUCCAAUGAUUAAUCAUUCCAUUUCAAACAAUUAUCUCAUUGACCUUAUCAGCUCUAUCCAAUUAAUUUGUUUUCGAAUCUCUUCUCCUUUUUUUUCAACUUCCUCAAUACUUUCAUGUUUCUCUCUUUUCUUCGUACCAAAUAGAAGGAAAAAAGCGAGCUCAAUUGGCCGCAGAUCCGUUGCUUUCCGCCGGCGUUUCCGUCUCCCGCAACUCUCCCGCGGCGACAAAUGGCAAAACGACCGGUAGAGCAUAAAUCACGAGCACCUGAAAGAGCCCCGGAACAGAUAAAAGUGUGCUUCGGGAAAGCUCUUGUGCUCAGGAAAUCGUUUGGUUGACAAGAAGUUUGGUACUUUUUAGUGGUUUUUGAAAAGAGUCAUUUUCUUACUGGCAGCUUUCAAUUUUCACUUUAUUUUUCCUGAACAUUAGGGUUUAUCUUAUCUAGGGUUUUAGAAAGUUGUGAGAAAAAAAAUAUCUGUAUUUUAGCCCAAUGAAUUAAAAAACAAAGAAAAAAUAUUUUUCUGAUCAACGGCUCAAGUUCUCAUGUACAUUCACGGUACCAGGAAACUUGUAAAUUAAAAUAUAAUUGCGAAAAAGUUUAUUUUCGAAUACUUCGUUUUCAAAUUAGUAUGCAAAGGAGCCAGAAAAAUCUUCGCCAUUGCUUUUCGUCAUUCUCAUUCUCCACGGUAAUGGCCCUCCACGAAAAGCUUCUUUUUUUUCGGCCAGAUGAUUAUUUGAACGGAGAGACGACAUGACUAUGAAUGGCAUAUUUUUUGGCCUCUUUUAUUCGGCCCUUGGGUCGGUCCAUUUUUCGAGAGGAGUUUUGUCUUGGUCGAGUGGGCGGAGCUUCGUGCAGCUCUUUUUGUUCUGAUUCUCUGUUUGGAUUGGAGUAAACGAGGAAGUUUUUUUUACGGAUUCCGUUUGAAGGUGCAUAAAAUUACCUUUUUUUGAAAUUUGUAUUGAAACUUUGUAGCUUGAAAUUUCUAAUUUUCGGAUUUUUUUUUCCAAUUGUACCUCCUUUUUUCUGUUCAUUCAUCUUUUUUAUUGGUUUUUUUUCAUCUAAAUGUUUAAAACUGAUCAAAAUUCAGCAUUCAACUUUUUUUCUCCUUGCUUUUUUCGAUUGAUUUCCACCUUUUUAAGAGCUUUUUUGAAACAUUUGAUCGAGUUUUCCAAUUUUUUUUUUGUUACUGUUGAUUUAUUGUCUUUUCCAAUGCUUUCUGAUAUUCAUUACCACAUCCGAAAUCUUAAAACCAAACAAAAACUUUGCGAAAGCAGCCCAAAUCGAGCUACUCUGUCGAAAAAAAAAAUAAAUAGAGGAAGCGACCACAAAUAUUUUCUUCAACAACUGAAAGUAAACUAUCGAAAAGAGAAAAGAUGUGUUUUUCCUUGAAUGAAAACGACGUCUUUUCUUCUUCCUUUGUUGGAGAAAAUAUCAAAUUGCCCCGGCGGCGAACUCUUUGAUGAGCCGUGGAAUCUUCCACAUUGAUUAGCCGCCGGCCUGAUAUCCGAUACCCACAGGUCUCAUCCUCCUCCUGCCCACCAGACGCCCAGUCUUUUGUUCCCUCAAACGCCGUUCCGUCCACUCUUUUCAACACUAAUAGCUUUCCUUCCCUUCUCCUCCAACUUUUCAAUUUAACGAUAAAAAGAGCAAAAUUAUCAACUUUCCGGGAUCACUGCGCGGACAAAGUCCAAAACGGUCCCGAAAAGAAGAUUUUAGACCUUCUUUUUAAGUUAUCAAAAAGGUAUCAGAAGUAUCUCGGAAACUCUUUUAUCCCGUCUCUUACUUUUUUUUCUCUCAAAAAGGUUCUUUAAAAAAAGUCAAGAGAAAAGGAUCUUGUAAGGCCGUUUAUAAGCCUUUUUUCAAACGUUCUCUUUGGGUGUUUCUGGACUUUUGCCCGUGUGAGGGUCUCUACCGACCAAAAAUUAUCAUCUUUUUGAGUUAAAUUCUUGUAACUUUGUAGUUUUUUGUAGUUUUACAGUUCAACAUGCGCUUUUAUAGCUUGCCAAAACUUUUUGAAUAAUUCAAAAAUCAUCAAAAUGAAGAUGAGAAGUGUAGCCGGUCAUUUUGUGAUUUGUACAAAGUUUGGUUUACUUUUUUAUCGGGCCCGAAAUUCCGGUUGUCUUUUUCAAGCAUGGUUGAACUUUGAUUUUUCUUUCAACCCAAACAGUUUUAAUAUCUUUUCUGUGAAUUACAAAUUUUUUGAGAAAAAUCCAUAUCACCCCAAAAUAAAAAUAUCUGUUCUAAAAAAAUUUUUAAGCUCAUUUUUCGAUUUCUUUCGAACGGAUUUGCUCAUUUUUUUAAACCCACCUUAGAAUUUUCUAAGCUUCAAUUUCAAAAAGCGACCCAAAAAGAAAAAGUCAAACUUAGAACCUUCUAAAAAAACCCGGAGCUUUUCGAAGAAAUUUAAGCUUUUUCAGUUUUUUUCUUUGAAAUCCACAGAAAAAUAAUAAUCACAGUUCAGAAAGAAAUUCUGUCAUGAAAAAAACGGCAUAAAUAUUAGUGAGAUGGUUCUGAAAAGCGCCUUUUAAUUUAAUUAAAAGCUUCUUCGGUCUGUUUGCUCUGGCUGCAAACCAAAAGAUCGUCGAUCUACUUUUUCAGCACGCUUCUUUUUUGGAAGACUAAUGGGUCCAGUAUGAUUUUGGGGAUGAAAACUUGUAGCUCCAUCGGAUAUCUUCUUUAAUCUAAAGUGUUCUUCCGGAUUUUCUUAAGAUAAGAUCAUUUUGAAUAUAUUUUAGAUGAAUUUUUGAAGAUUGAAAAUUUGGUUUAACUUCUAUUUCUUUCGAAAACGUUAUUUUUAAAAAAUAAGCUUGAACGAAAUUAAUUACUCAUGGGAAUGGAAAUUAGAUAAAAAAAUUAAUUUCUGUGGGAAAUGCUAGUUUUCCACGAAUUUUCCUGUCUCAAUCAUGAAAAUUAUUUCGGCGAAUUUUUAUUUUUCCAGUGUUCAUUUUUGAAAAGGCCACUUGAUAUUCACAGUUUUUUUAAAAUAAUUUCACGCUAAAACUAUGAUUUAAAGACCUCUUUAAAUAUUAAAUUUCACAUCAUAUUCAUAAAAGAAUAGUCUUUUCAAAUUUCUUCAAUAGCUAUGCAAAGACGUAGACAUCCUGCAUGACCAAAAUAAAACUUGAAAUGGCUGAUCGCCUUGAGACCUUUUUCGAAAAAUGUUUAUGUUCCUUUAAAAAUUCAAAUAACGUUUUCAAUGGUACUGUAGCCUUUUUUAACUCCAAAAAUAAUUGACCUUGGUGAGGCUCUUCUAAAUUGUCAUAGAAUUCGAAAAAAAAGCCAGAUUCAGAAAUUUGUCGUCUCGUGGCUCAAGUUAAGCCAACAUUUGUUCAUUGUUGAUUGAUCGGGAACCGCCAAGUGUACGAAAAAAGAGAGAUUCCUCCGAGGAUUGGGGCCGAUUUUCCGGAUAAAUUCGCGUUGUUUUCAAGCCGAGACUGAGUGGCGGUAAUCGAAUCUCGGCGUUGGUCCUGAACCAAAUAAAAAAAGUAGAUUGCUCCCAUCCGGUCAGACUGUGGGAGGCCAAAAAAUGAAUUUGAAAGGAAGAAAAAGAAAAUAUUGGUUUCGGUGAGAUUUGACGAAAAAUUGACGUGGCAGAUGUGUGUAAUGCUGUCAAAACAGCCACGUCGCCGUUCGCCUUCUGCUCAAAAACCUCGUUUUGCCACACCUUUUUUACUUUUUUUCUGGUUCUCAAGACGUUGAUUGAUAUAUUUUUUGGUUUUCUGAGGAUCAUUAACAAACCCUUGGACCAUGGCUUCUUUUUGAAUAAUUCUUUUAGGCUUUAAAAGUAUGAUCGAAGAUUUUUCCAUGAUUUCUUUGUGGCUUUUUGAGCAGUUUUCUGCCUAAAAACUUUAGAAUCUGUAUAAAUUUGUAUUUCAAUUAUUUUGCUUUUAUUUUCCCUACUUUGGGUCUCACUUUUUGGUUUGGUUGAACGUUCUGAACGGAGCUUUCCGAGGCGCAUUAACAUAUCUGACAACUUUCAGCCGCUCUACUAAAGAGGACUUUUUAAUCUUGAAGGAUUGCUUUCUUAAAAAAAUCCAAAUCUUCUAGUUUCAUUCUUUCAACUAAGUUUAAAGCUUUGAUUUUUUUGUUCAAAGAUUUAAUUUUUUUUCAGAAUAGUUCUUUUUGGAUUUGAGGAGAAAAAAGCUACCAGAAGUUAUCCACUUCUGCGCUCCACUGAUAAUAAACGUAACAUGGAAAAUCCAUUCUAUUAUAAAUUAAAGCUUUGAAUAAAGUUUUAAUGAAUUUCAGUUAUAUUUCCUUGUCCGAUGAUGAUUAACUGCUGUUUCGAAUUGAAAAGAUUCAAGUUCAAUUUUCCUUUUACUUUUUCAUUUUCCAAGCUUUUUUUCUGAACACAUUCUCUCACGAAUAAACGAAAUCGAAAAAAAAAUAAUAUUUAGAAAAUAUGCAUCUGGUGGCUUUUAAUAGGAUGUUUUUUUGCCGGCCCUCGUUUAAUCGGUGGAUUAUUUUCAGUGUCAAAUUUGCAUUAGAUUUCUGGCUUUUUUCGACACGCGAGAUCUGAUCUUUCCAUUCAUUUUCUUUAUUUCGAACCUUUUUAAGAAGUGAAAAUGGCUGGGAAAGCCCAACUUUUUUGUGGAUUCCUGCUGAAAGCCCCUUAUCCCCAUCUCUGUCCGCAGUUAAGAAUGCCUAUAAACGGGCUUGCGUCAGCGAGAAGACGAAACUCCAUAAAAGGGAAUGACGACGUUUUGCAUUCUCAAGGCCUUUUUGAACACAAAAAAAAGGCUCGAAAGUCAUUUUGGAAAGUUGAAACAAGGGAUCUGUAUACAAAUGAGCGACGACGUUUGGCUGAGAGAAAGCCGCGUUCUUUCCGUCCAAACCUAAUUUAUCUGCCGACCUCGGGUCGCUUCCUUCAUUCCUUCUGCACCACACAAAAAAUCUCUGAUUUAUGUAACUUAAUUUAAAUUUUCCUUCCGUCGUUUUUUUUCAGGCUAACUACCUCUUUAAUUUGAUUUAUGUCUCUUUUGUGAGAAGCGGUUCCGCGAUUUUUUUUUAAAUUUUUUUUUUCGUCUGUUUGGGAUGGUCGAAAGAAGAAGUAAAGAAAAAAACCACAUUUUUUUCGUUUUGGGUAUCUUUUGAUUUUUUUCCUAACAUUUGAUUCUCUUUUUAAAGAAGAUUCCUUUGUUUGACACUAUCAUUUGAUUUUUUUGAUUUGUUUGAAAAAUCAAUUCAGAUUUGAUGUAAAAAGUUUCGGGAAGUCCCAAAAAAUUAAGUUUGAUAAAAGCUAUUUAUUUUAAGAUUUCAUUAACUAAUCUUUAAAUUUAUCUUUUUCAAGGGUUUGUAAGUGUCUACUGCUCUUGACCAGUUCAUCAUUUUUUUCUAAAAUCUUCACUGAUUAGCUAUGGAGCGCACAUGGCGAGUCUUUAAUGGCUUCUUGCUUCUGAAGCGUUUUUUUUCUUUCUUGGAAUGAACUUUCAUCGUGAAAACUAACCAGAAGGCGUGACUGCUAAGCUUUUAUUUUAUUUUUGUCAUUUCUGGCUUCUCAAAGUUCCAAGCUUCAUGCCCAAAACAGGCCAAGACAAGCCCGAAAAUCCGACGAAAAGAGUCGAGGCCUGGAAGAAGAACAAUUACUGGGUCUUCGAGGCCAAUCAUCCGUCCGUUCUUCAUUCUCGCCGCCCUUCCAACCUUUUCUCCUCAUCUGAAUUCCCACAUCGAGCAAAUCGUCAGGUCGCAGGAAACACUUGUUAUUCCCAUUUCGCGGCUCCGUCCGAUUGUUCCAGCCUCUGCUCUUGACACUUUUUUUUUCCUCCAUUUUCCUUCUUUUUGUUUCUGGCCACGGCUGGUCUGAAGUUGUUCAUGUCACGGAAAGGGCAUUUCGAGUACUUUGGAGGGUACAAAAUGGAAAAAUGAUGUGGGAAAAAAAAAAGAGAUGCGGACAGUUCCUUUGAAAGCUUUCGACAUGUGCGCUCCACAGCUAAUCAGUCUAGUGACCACUUAAGUAGCGUCAACGAAACUUUACUUCAACGGGACCUAACCUCGGACUUUGGUAACGCGAAACAGACGUGCUCCGGACGUUUCUGGGCGAUUCUAGGGAUCACUUAAGAGCGCUGACGCUACUAAGGUGGUCACUAGAUUGAUUAGCUGUGGAGCGCACAUGUCGAAAUCGGAUUGAGUUCAUUAGAGCUCAUUUGCACGAUCUGGCAAAAAAAGCCUCUCCAAAAACCAGAUCAUUCCAAGCCUUCUAAAUAGAGAUAUAAUUUCAAAGGGACGUUGAAAAAUUUUCACACAUUGAUCUGGCUUGCUUGCUCACUGGAAGGUCAUUCCACUUCGUCGUUGGGAAUUUUUGAAAAACUGGCCAGAACACUCCUUGAUGUACCAUAAAGGUAUUCUGAACCUGCAAAAAUCUCUAAUUUUGAGAAGUGAGGGCUCAAAGUCUCCAAAUGGACUGUUUUCACGGGCUUUGAAGGUUUCCUUUGACUUUGCUGUGACUUUUUUUUUUUCGAAAACGAGGGUAUUUCGCAGGAUUAGGCUUUCACGAUCUUCAUCUGGAAAAUCAAAGAGGUUUCGGACCAAGUUUCGGAAAAUCCACAAAAUAAAAUGACCCAGCUAAAAACUGUCAAGUAUCUCAAAGGAGAUAAAUUUGUUUCUUGAUGAAGAGAAGAAGGUGAAUAGUGAAAAUGUGAAAAACUUUGUGGGUAUAUUUUAAAGUAUUUGCUCCAGCGAACUAUAUUUUUUUAGUGAAUUUACUAAAAAAAUGAGAAGCCGUGUCUUUUUGAAGUUCUUUCGUAUUGUCCCAAAAUGGAAACAGACCUUAAUUUUUUUCACUUCUUAAUUUUUUCCCUCUCAUUAUCCGGAAAAUUGUAGCUGCCGCUAGAGUCGAAAUUGUAUUAAGAGCGAAAAAGAUAACGAAAAAAAUAGGAUUUUUUUAAGAGUUUUUAAUCUUCUGAACGCUACCAAAUAAAACUGAUGAGAUGAGUAAUGAGAAAUGAAGAGGUUUUUUUCUUCCUUUUUUUUAAAAAACGUUUUUGUCACCAACUAAUCCCGUCCCGCGUGUCAAUGAUGGACGCAAAACGUCCAUUGGGACCACCUUUUUUUCCUUCAUUUUCUCAAGUUUUCUCGCUUUUUCUUUUCUCUUUAUUCGAUGGAGUUUAGGAUAAGAUAUCUCAACAAAAAUGAUUAGAAAAAAAUAGGAAAAAUAGGGAAAAUAGGGAUUGAAGGGGAUCAUGGAAUGAUCAACUUCGAAGUCGGUCUUUGACUAGAAUUUAAAGUUUUUGUGAAUAUUAGGUUUGAAUUUAAAAAUUUGAGCGAAGAAGAAACAGGUAUUAUUUCUAGUUACAAGGAGGUAAGUUUAUUUUGUGAUUUUUUUGAGAAAAGAUUCUUCAAAGUCUAAGAAAAUCAUCAAAAACUCGUUGAAUAGACUAUUUUAUAUUUUUGAGCUCAAUUUCUUGAAAAUUAUGGAAUUGUAAAGGUUGAGAUCUUCAGGAACUUUAUCUUAAUACUUCCUGGAUAAUUAGUAAAAAAAUAAUUUUGAUUUGAUUUGAACUAAAGUUUAUUUCAAUUUCUGCUAAUAAUUUCUAAUUUUAUUGUAUACAAAAACUUCUAUCCUUUUAAAAAAUGAAAUGUUGCCAAAUCUCAAAAAUCCAUUCGCCCUGCUUCAAUUUCGGAGUUAUUUCUUCUGGUCGACGUCUUUGAUAUCACGGAAAAGAAAGCCAAACUGAGAAAUUCUAGCGGCACCGAGAACAAUAAUAGCGGCACCGGGGCGAACGAGGUUUUUGACGACGUCUUUUCUUUUCCCGAAUUUCCCCGUCUUUCGAGGGCUCUUCGGCUCAUUUGCAUGCAGAUUUUCGCGUCGUCCUUCGAUUCCUGUUGGACCGAGAACUUUUUUUGGAGUUUCUGAAUCAUUUCAUGCUCAGAAAGUCGAUAUGAUUAGAGAUAGGCCGAAAAUAUUGUAAUUAUAGUUUGGCUGACUGAGAAAAUGUUUAGUGACCACUAUAGAGGCUCACCGAGGACUUCUUGGAGAGAACACUAAAGUGGCCACUAAACUCACCUCUAUAGUAGCCACUAUUUUCCGUUUUAGUGGUCACUAUAGAAGUUCUCUAUUUAGUGGCAACUUCAGUAGUUUUUCAUAAAGUAUUCCUUCCGGUAACUUUGAUAAUUCUAAAGCAAACAGAUUGGACCAGUUAUGAUGAUCCAUUGACCCUAAAGUGACCACUAAAAUGUUUUGUGGUCUAGAAGUAGCACUCAGACCUCUAUAGUGGCUACUCAUUUUAAACCAAUUAAGUGGCCACUAAUUUUACUACUAUAGUGACCAUCAAAAAGUCAAAACCCUAUAUGGCCACUAAAAUUUUUCCCAGAAAAUCCUUGCUGAGUUUUUUGGAGUCGGAGAGGCUUUGGACCUCGUAAUAACUAUGUAAAAGAUUCUUCGCGACCUCCAGGAACUCUGUCUAUGCUCCUUUAAAAAUUCUAUCAAGGAUCCUCAACUUCAAUUUUAUGUUUCGUGAAUUAUUCCACAGUUCAGAAUUUCUUUUAUCUCCUUUUCAUAGCUACAAUCUUCUCAAAAAAUUUUUGGAAUUUCCUUAACUACGAAAACUUCAGUUUUCACAAUGAUCAACGAAGAUUUUUUCAGUCGUGGAUGGACACAGAACAACGGGUGAUCCUGAAUGUCGGCGGAAUUCGACACGAAACUUUCUCGCACGUCUUGAAGAAAAUCCCCGCCACACGACUUUCGAGGUUUCUUUUUCAAAAAUUUUAGUGACCACUUCAGGGUUUCAACCUUCUAGUGGUCACUAUAAUAGUCGAAUUAAUGGCCACUUUUCGAAUUAAUGGCCACUUAAAAGUGGCUAAAAUUCAGUGGCCUCUUAAGAGAUAAAAGUGGUACAACUACUUUAAAAAAAUAAAGAGUACUAUAGUGGCCACUGAGAGACAAAAUAAUGGCUUUUAUAGAGAUGGUUUAGUUGCCACUUUAGUGUCCCCUUAGUAGCCGGCAAGGAACCUCUUAAGCGACCACUAGAGUUUUAUUUGACAAAUUGAUGAAAACUUCCUUUUUGGAUCAAAAAUUUUGGUUAGUGCUCCUCGAAAACCGUGGAAAAUAAGCUCCUGAAAGUAUCUAGAACAAAAACACUUGCGUUUUGAUUUUAAGAAAAAUGUUGUUUUCUGAAAAACUGUAUUGAAUAUAAUUCAUUCCACAUUGUUUCAGGUUAACACCUCAGCUGGGAAAUUAUGAUCCGAUGCUCAAUGAAUAUUUUUUCGACCGGCACCCCGGCGUCUUUUCUAUGAUAUUGAACUAUUACAGAACUGGUAACCUAGAAAAAAAUAUAGAAAAAAAGGAAAAUAAGUUUUAAGGUAAAUUACACUAUCCGACAAAUGUAUGCGGUCCUUUAUUCGAGGAAGAACUCGAGUUUUGGGGUCUCGACGCGAAUCAGGUACAAAUUUGAGAUUAUUUGAAAAUGUCUCAGAAAAGUUUUCAUUCGGUUCGAAUGAUAUAAUAUUAAUCGCUUUAACGAUUUUUUUAAACGAGGAAGACUGUGGUCGCACUUGGAAUGGCUCAAAGCGGUGCGGUCGCGUUGCGAAAAUUUAAAAUUGUUUUUGAUAUUUUCGAUAGUUUUUGGCGCAAGUCGUUUUAGGUCUGACGUGUCGAGUAAUUUCAAGUUAGCGUCACCUGAGUUUUCUUUUUUUUGAAUGAAAAAAUUUGAAUUUGCAGUGUAGUUGGCACUGAUAGAUCUUUCAUAAAAAUUGAUUUUUCUGAGAUUUUUUGAAAAAUUUGGACAAUUUCCAGGUCGAACCUUGCUGCUGGAUGACCUACACGCAACACAGGGACACACAAGACACCCUGGCCGUCAUCGAAUCUUUGGAUUUGGAUGGAGAUCCCCCUACGCAGGAAGAAGUUCGUUUUUAGAAAAAUCCAGAAAAGAAGAAAAAUUCUUGAGUAGUUCAUUUUUUGAAAUGUGUUUACGUACAAAGUCGAUCAUUAUACGUUUCAAAAAGUUCUUCAUUGAAUGGGGAAGUCCGGCAAAGUUCGUUUAUCAAUUUGACAAGUCUAUGAUGUGAUGUAUGUGAAAAAAAUGAGAAGAUGAAUUAUCAAAUAAUAAAUAAAAAAAGGAAUAGCUCAGAGGUUAGAUUGGAUUUACGAUAUAUCGCGCAACCGUUUCGAGUCUUAAAAAGUUUACGGCAUAGGAGGGGACUCUCAUCAGCACUUAAAUAAUAUUUAAUUUUUGGGUCAUGGUGGAGAGAGAAGAUAUGCAGAGAUGCAGAGUUAGAUCAAAAUAGGGCAAAUGCAAUGGUAGAUAGAAAGUUUGGUAGUUGGCGUAAAUAUUAAUCAUCGUUGCGGAAUUUUUUUCAUUGAGAAUUUUAAACAUUGUUUUUUUCUUGGAAAUAGAAUUUAGUUUUAUGAAAUAUAUAUGGAGUUUUUAAAGCAAAUAUUCACAACGUUAGAUAUAGCCUUAAUAACUUCGGAGUGAGGUAAAUUAGUGAAUAAUGAGCUAAAAUCUCCUGAAUAUAUGUUAGUGUUAGCAUUAACUUUGAUAUUUUCUAUAUCUUUAAUGAUGGUUAAACUAUUAUCUACUGACCAAUAUGUUUUUGGUGUUGGUUCUAUUGUAAAUAACUUUAUUUAUAUUUCUGAAAUGGUUUUUAAUGUGUGAAAGUAAAAGUUGGAGAACAAUGGAUAUUUGUUUGAUAGAACUAUGGAAAGCCCCGCUAAUAAAUCGAAGUUUAAUUGGAUUUUUUUAUGUAAUUUAGGAAUUCCAUAAAUUUUGGGAAGGCAUUUAGAGUUAGUUUACUCGAGCUUUGAUAUAAUUAAUGAUUUCCUUCUCGAUUCAAAUAUUGACUCCGUCUACCUUUGAAUUGAGUAUCAGAAGCUUUUAUUUUGUAGAGUUAUAUGAUAAAAAGUCAUGAUUAAGUAAAAUUAAUGGUCUUCGGACUAAAAAAAUAUGUUUGAAACUCUAAGCCUAAUUCCAAUGUUUUCAAUCCCAUUACUGCUCCUUAAGAAGCUUCUUGAAAUUGAGUAAAAUUGAUUUGUUAAUAGAAAGAAAGUUCUCACCGAUCAUUUCUCCAGAUAGCGAAGAAGUUCGGCUGGGAGGAGGACUACUUCUCGGGGACGAUGUCACACUGGCAAAGACUCAAGCCGCGCGUCUGGGCCCUCUUCGACGAACCGUGGAGCUCGCAAUACGCCAGGGUACUGUACCUACCGUAGUCCGUCGGUCCUACCGUAGUCCUUUGGUCUCAGCCGAGUGUCGCUCUUGCUCUCCAACUCUUCCCAUCUGUUUUUGACGAAGCAUGCCGUUUCUCCGCCCCUCACUGUUCUCACCUGCAUGAUAAUUAGACUGUUAUCUGUUUUUUUUUCUGUGCUUCCGCCGAGGCACGCCAACCCAAGAUUUGCAGGGGAUUUCUUUCAUUUCUGUUGUUUUCAUCCUAGCGUCGACCAUGUCCUUCAUCCUCAAAACCGAUCCGUCCUUCCAGAUCCCCGACAUUGAUGGUGAGCGUUUCAUUAAACUAUCAGUGGGUAGAAAUGUUUCUGAACUAAAAUUUCCCGGUAUCCAGGCCGGUGAAUCACGUUCUUUUGAUUCAUAAAAUCAUCAAAAAACGGAUCGAAAUAGAAAAUUUUCUCAAGUAUAGUCUGUGUGCCACGAGCUGAAAUUUCACCGAACGACAAUCCGCUGUUCGGCUGCGCGCUUUCGCAAAGCGUCUUUCGAAUCUGUUGUUGCUGUUGGAGCACAUGAAAGUAGAGUACUUUAAUGAAAGAAAAAAAAAAUUAGAAGCGCGACCAAGGUUCGCAAAGGCGCGCAGCGGAACAGCGGAAUGUCGUUCCGUGAAAUUUCAAGUCGUGGUACAUAGACUAUGAAAGCUACGGAUUCCCAAACUCAGUUGAGAAAUUCCGAUUAUUUGCAGUUUUCUACUCAAUCCGCCUGGUAGAUGGAGAGACGGGCUUCAAGAACUACCACAAGACGAUCGGUACGGACAAGCCUCUGACCUCGGUCCAUCCUUACUUCUUCUACGUCGACCUCAUCUGCAACAUUUGGUUCAGCAUCGAGCUGGUGAGGAACAACGGCGGCGACCCGUUCAAAAAUGGGUUUUCAGUUUAUCCGUAGCUUUUUCUGUCCCUCGUUUCACAAGUUUGUCCGAUCGCCCCUGACGAUCAUCGACGUCGUCAGCACGGGCGCCUUCUUCUUCGAAUCCCUUCUCCACGCGAUUUUGAUCCAGACUGGUUAGUAGAACAUGAAUAUGAAACAGUGUUCAUAAACUUACCAAAAAAAUUUGAGUCUGAACUUCUCUGUAAAAUUAUCGAUUUAAAGUCAGCUUAAAGGAUGAAAUUAUAAAAAAAAUGAUAUAAAAACAAGGCACAUACAAAGUAAAUUUUAUAAGUUCGAGAAUAAAGGUUACGAUUUAGAUUAUUUAGAAUAUCUCUUCAAACCAGAAUUUCCAGGUUCGCUGGUGACCCUGGACUUUUUGUCGAUGAUCUGCGUCCUGCGUCUUUUCAAGCUCACUCAACACUUUUCCGGGCUCAAAAUUUUGAUCCAGACCUUCAAAGUGCCCAGAAAUAUCCGAAAGAAGCUAUUUUUUGAGUUCAGGCUUCUGCACAAGAACUGAUUCUGUUGGUUUUCUUCGUUUUGCUGGCCAUCGUCAUUUUCGCGGCGCUGGUUUAUUAUGCAGAGCGGAGUCAGGAUAACAAAGAGAAUCAGUUCACGUCGAUUCCUCUCGGGUUAUGGUGGUUAGUUCGAUAA
This is a messenger RNA of Caenorhabditis auriculariae, 15573 nucleotides long. The record is from the annotation of a GenBank genome assembly. NCBI's taxonomy places the organism in Eukaryota, Metazoa, Nematoda, Chromadorea, Rhabditida, Rhabditidae.